Arabidopsis arenosa is the source of this 1162-nucleotide messenger RNA. Lineage: Eukaryota; Viridiplantae; Streptophyta; Magnoliopsida; Brassicales; Brassicaceae. The record is from the annotation of a GenBank genome assembly.
CCUCUCUACUCAUCAUCUUCUCCGCAUUAGCUUUACCGGAGAAAGAAGAGAAAUCGGAUUAGUUGCAGAAGUGCAAUGCUUUGCGGAUGUGCUUUCGCUUCACAAUCUGUGUCACCACGUCACCCAUUUGAAAUCAAAACCUCUGUUUCAAAGCUUCGAGCUUUAUCAGCUCAAUUACCGAGAACCCAGAUUCAGAUAAAUCUCCUUAUCGACGUUGGUUCAGAUAAAUCUCCGGCGACUAGAGUUUCGUUGCCGUCUCAUGUAAAUUCCAUCACCAGCACUUCAAACCCUUUUGUCAAACACUGCUUGAAGCUCCGUCAAAGCUCUUCUUAUCGCCACGCUCAUGGCUCUGUUCUUGUCGUCGGAGCUAUCCCAAUAAGGGAAGUAUGUAUGUUUCAAACGAAUAAGCAAGGAAUCACAAGUGAAAUUGAGUGUCUACUUGUUCAUGAGGAAGCUCAGAUUCCACAAGGAUUAGAGAGUUUAAGUAUCCGAAUUGUUCGAGUAAGUUCUUUGGUGAUGAAGAAACUCUCUGGAGUGCAAUCUACUGAAUCUGUUGAAGCCAUUGCCUUGAUGAGAAUCCCUAGCAGCUUUAUUGAUCUUGAAGAUGAUAAAGACAUCAAAACAGACUGCAAUAAAUGGUUCCCUUCUUCUGCUCACCGAGUUCUUGUUCUCGAUAGCAUACAGGAUCCGGGGAACCUUGGCACAUUAAUCAGAUCGGCUAUGGCUUUUAAUUGGGAUGGUGCGUUUCUGCUUCCCGGUUGUUGUGAUCCAUUCAACGACAAAGCUCUUCGAGCAAGCCGAGGUGCUUCGUUUCAGCUACCUAUAGUUUCCGGAAAUUGGAACCAUCUUAAGGUUCUAGAACAUGAGUUCCAGAUGAAGCUAUUAGCCGGUCAUCCAGCGACGAGUACUCAGAAACCGAAACUUGUCUCCAAACUUUCCGUAGAGUUUGCUCAAUCUGUAGCAGAGAAGCCUUUAUGCUUGAUUUUAGGUAGCGAAGGGAACGGUUUGUCUGAGCAGUCACGGAAAGUAUGCGAGCUUGUGAGCAUUCCCAUGGCAGGUGACUUUGAAUCUCUGAACGUCUCUGUUGCUGGUGGCAUUUUCUUGUUCAUGCUUCAAUCUCGUUCCGGUUCUUAAAACCAAGAUAUAAACUUGAAAACACUUA